AACCUCCACAAUGACGAGGCUGGCCGAACCGAUGUGCCUGGGCAGCUAUCAUCAAAUCAAUUCUGGGAUUCUGGACCCAACGGCCGCAAGAGGGGAAUUUUCUUAUUAUGAGAAGACGCUUUGCAGAGGCCAUAAGGUCUGGAAAGCCCAACAAGAAUAAGCCCAGAGAGCAGCCAAGCACCGAACGAAACGACGCAGCAACAUCGGCCAGCAAUGAUAAUCAUAAUGAUAACCAGCAGAAAAACACACAAAGUCUGCCGUCAGAGUACGGGAUACGUCAAGUAGUAAGCUCCAGAUAUAUCAUCAGACAGCGCUUGGCCAAUCUGCUCGAAGAGCGUUUCCCAGGCCGUUGGUCACUAACGUUGCGUUUUGAUACGUUGUAUAUUGAUCUACCAGCGCCACUUUCUCCGGAGGACUUGAAUAAAUGCGUGGACGGGAGCACGAGUGGGUCGUCAGGGUGAGCCAGGGCUUCGACUUCAUGGAAGCAGAAACCCACGGCAGCCCUUGAGCGAGUACCCGCACACGAGCAUACGAAGAGUGUGCAGGAUUGUCAUUUGGCCCGAGGGGAAGUAAUAUCAUUCGAGUUUCCGGAAGGCGAGAGUGGUGGCAUGGGGCCAA
Aspergillus candidus is the source of this 618-nucleotide messenger RNA. RefSeq lists its product as uncharacterized. Bases 108 to 461 code for a protein of 117 amino acids. The record is from RefSeq and is a predicted model, not a curated record. Lineage: Eukaryota; Fungi; Ascomycota; Eurotiomycetes; Eurotiales; Aspergillaceae. The transcript has 3 exons.